Messenger RNA from Vicia faba (fava bean), 1032 nucleotides. The record is from the annotation of a GenBank genome assembly. Lineage: Eukaryota; Viridiplantae; Streptophyta; Magnoliopsida; Fabales; Fabaceae.
AUGAUGGAUUUUAAGAAAUUUUGGACGAAGAACUCGUUGAUAAGUCUUGGAUUAGGGCAAUUUCUUUCUCUUCUUAUUACUGCAACUGGUUUCGCUUCUUCUGAAUUAGCUAAAAAAGGAAUUAAUGCUCCAACUUCACAGUCGUUUCUGAAUUAUGUAUUCUUGGUGAUUGUCUAUGGAAGUAUUCUACUCUACAGAAGACAACCUCUCAAGGCAAAAUGGUAUUAUUAUAUACUUCUUGGAUUGGUUGAUGUGGAAGCAAAUUUUCUUAUUGUGAAGGCAUAUCAAUACACCUCACUUACAAGUGUGAUGCUACUUGACUGCUGGUCCAUUCCAUGUGUCAUGCUUCUGACAUGGAUUUUCUUGAAAGCAAAAUAUAGAUACAAGAAGAUAACUGGUGUAAUUGUUUGCAUCGCUGGACUUGUUCUGGUUGUAUUUUCAGAUGUUCACGCAGGUGACAAUGCAGGUGGAAGUAAUCCUCGUAAAGGGGACAUUCUUGUUAUCGCUGGUGCUACCUUGUAUGCAUUCAGUAAUGUCAGUGAGGAGUUUUUAGUAAAAAAUGCCGAUAGAGAAGAGCUCAUGGCAAUGUUAGGUCUCUUUGGUGGCAUCAUCAGUGCCAUUCAAAUAACUGUACUCGAGCGCAAUGAACUUAAAUCUAUUCAUUGGUCAGCUGGGGCCGCAUUUCCUUUUUUUGGAUUUUCGUUGGCUAUGUUUUUGUUUUACUCUCUAGUCCCUGUUCUGCUUAAGAUCAAUGGUUCUACCAUGCUUAAUCUGUCUCUUCUGACAUCAGACAUGUGGUCUGUCUUAAUUCGCAUUUUCGCUUACCAUGAGAAGGUUGAUUGGAUGUACUAUCUAGCGUUUGGUACUGUUGUCGCCGGCAUUGUUAUCUACUCUAUAGGUUACGGAGAUGAGGAUCAGCACCCUCCUAAUGCUGUUGAAGAACCUCUAGCAAUCAGUCAUGACGAGGAGGCCAGUUCAGCAAAUCAUAACAAAGGAGCUGUGGCUGGAACCUCAAAAACAUGGGUAGCUUAA